Molecule: messenger RNA, 2036 nt
Organism: Varanus komodoensis (Komodo dragon)
Lineage: Eukaryota; Metazoa; Chordata; Lepidosauria; Squamata; Varanidae
Gene: DENND2D
Product: DENN domain containing 2D
Exons: 12
Coding region: 161-1561 (466 amino acids)
Cellular component (GO): nucleoplasm; cytosol
Source: RefSeq, a predicted model, not a curated record
CGCACUGCCCCUUUCUCUGCCAGGUGUGCUCCGCUCUUCUGCCCGCGCCGAGAGCUGCCGAAAGCGAAAGUGGGACCGCGGCAGCGGAAGGCGCGAGUGCCCGCCGGAGAGGCAGCCCGCUCGCUGGCCGGCAGGCCGGCCGCAAACACGGGCGAGCGGCAUGGCCGGCGAGAGGAUCGUGCACUUCUUCCGAAACAGCCUGCGGCGCAGAUCGUCCCGCGGAGAUGAAUACCGCCAUGCACCUGCUACAGAAACCAAACUCCCAGUCAGAGGGAAGCCACCCGAGAGAAGCAGCUUCCCUUCCUCUGCAGGACACUUGUUCUUUGAGUAUUUAGUUGUGGUGGCGAUUAAGAAGAACUCUAAUGGAGAUUAUGAGCCAAAGAUUACCUAUCAGUUUCCAAAGUGUGAGAAUCUGAUGAGGGGGCAGCGUGAAGAGGAGGAGAGGUUGCUGCAAGCCAUUCCCCUGUUCUGUUUUCCAGAUGGCGAUAACUGGGCACCACUCACAGAAUAUAAGAGUGAAACAUUUUCCUUUGUCCUCACCAACGUUGAUGGGAGCAGAAAGAUUGGCUACUGCAGACGACUACUGCCAUCUGGACGAGGUGCUCGCUUCCCUGAGGUUUACUGCAUUGUAGGCUGCCUGGGUUGCUUUGGGCUAUUUUCAAAGAUUUUGGACGAAGUGGAGAAAAGGCGGCAAAUUUCUACAGCAGUCAUCUACCCCUUUAUGCAGGGUCUACGUGAAGCUCCCUUUCCAGCACCAGGAAAAACUGUCACCAUUAAGAGCUUCAUCCCUGAGUCAGGGACAGAGCAUAUUGAGCUAACACGUCCCCUGGAUUCUCACCUGGAGCACGUGGAAUUUCAGGCCCUCUUACAGUGCCUCAGCCCCAAGAAGAUCCUUCUGAUAUUUGCUUCUGCUGUUCUGGAACGACGGAUAAUCUUCCUGGCUGAGGAGCUCAGUUCCCUCUCCAAGUGCAUUCAUGCAGCUGCAGCUCUUCUUUACCCCUUCACCUGGGCCCAUACGUAUAUCCCAGUGGUUCCCGAGAAGCUUCUCAGCACUGUCUGCUGUCCCACACCCUUCAUGCUGGGGAUCCAAAGGCGCCACCUAGAUGAGGUUCUGGAUCAACCCAUGGAAGAGGUGCUCCUUGUUGACCUAUGUGAAGGAAAGUUCUUAAAAGAGGUUGGCGAUGAAGAAGAGAUCUUGCCUGCAAAGCUACAGAGUGAGAUGUUGUCUUUGCUGCCUACGAUGAACAACAACAGACAAACUUCUGAAGAAUUCAAUGUCUGCGUUUCGGACACCUUUGUACAGUUCUUUGUAAAGAUGAUUGGCCAUUAUCCAGAACAUAUCAAAUGGAACAGAAAUGGUCAAGGCUGCUUCCAGGAGCGAUCUUUCUACAAGGCCCUCUCCUCCAAGAACAGCCGCAAGUUUCUAAAAAAGUUUGUGAAGACUCAGAUGUUCUCAUUAUUUAUUCAAGAAGCAGAAAGCAGCAGGAAUUGUGUAGAAGGUUAUUUUCAGCAGAAAUUAAAUGAAUAUCAAGAACAAAAGAAGCAAAGGAGACUCUCCUGACUCUGCUCUAGAAAAAAAGGAUUGCUCAUCAACAGAUAGGCAGGCCUGAGGCUAGAAUAAUACCUGGACAUGGUAACGCCAUGGAAGAGCACCCUUGGCUUUGCUGGUUCUUGUAGUAGUGUCUGGUCUCCAUUGGUGAACCAUGGCAGGGCAAGGACUCCAUUUCUUGCCCUUUCCCCUCUUUCCCAUGACUGACACUACAAGCUGCUUUUUGAUACAGUUUGUUUGGCUGCAGUUUUGUAGCCCAACUGAUGGUCAGGCAAAGCUGCAGAAAGAGACAGCAUGAAACUGUAAUGAACUGACCCAUCAACUUGGUCACAAUAGGACUCUAACUUAUUUAGAAACAGUCAAAUGAAUAAGUUGUGGUGUGGUUAAUGAUAACAAAGAAUAUAGUGAUAAAUUGACUGAGACUAAUUAAGCAUAUUUUUGAAAUAUUUUUAUUCUCAUUAAAAUGGCUUCUGAUCUAAAAGCUUCA